Molecule: messenger RNA, 1113 nt
Organism: Momordica charantia (bitter melon)
Lineage: Eukaryota; Viridiplantae; Streptophyta; Magnoliopsida; Cucurbitales; Cucurbitaceae
Product: GDSL-like Lipase/Acylhydrolase superfamily protein
Molecular function (GO): hydrolase activity, acting on ester bonds
Source: RefSeq, a predicted model, not a curated record
AUGGAGUUUUCUAGAUCUCACUUUAUAACUAUAAUGUUAGUUGUUUCGGCCAUGAACUUCUUGUCGUGUCUUUGUCUAACGACAUUCGUGUUUGGAGAUUCGCUCGUCGAUGUUGGGAAUAACGAUUACAUUUUCACUCUGUCGAGGGCUGAUUCGCCCCCCUACGGCAUCGAUUUCAAGCCCUCCGGCGGCCAACCCACCGGAAGGUUCACCAACGGUCGGACUAUUUCUGAUAUUAUUGAUGAAUAUCUUGGUGCCAAGUCAUUUCCUCCACCAUUUUUGGCUCCAAAUACAGAAGUAGACACAAUGUAUAGAGGAAUAAACUAUGCUUCUGGAGCUUCUGGCAUCUUGGAUGAAACUGGUUUGUUAUUUUUGGGAAGGAUUCCACUAAGGGAGCAAGUGAAGAAUUUUGAGGAGAGUAGAAGGUACAUGGUGAAGGUAAAGGGAGAGAAUGAAACAAUGGAGGUUUUGAAGAAUGCAAUUUUCUCUUUAACAGUUGGAUCCAAUGAUAUAAUCAACUACAUCCAACCCUCCAUUCCAAUUUUCCAAACAAACAAGGCUUCCCCAAGUGAUUACUUGGAUCAUAUGAUCUCCAACAUAACAAUACAGCUCAAGCGACUCCACGGUGUUGGGGCAAGAAAGGUUGUAGUGGUCGGAGUUGGACCACUUGGAUGUAUUCCAUUUGUCAGGACACUGCAAUUUGCACCAAAUGAUGAAUGCUCAGAAGAAGUGAAUCAGCUGAUUGAAGCCUACAAUUUUAGGCUGAGUGAAGUGGUUGACCAAUUGAAUCAAGAGUUCAACCCCAAAACCAUGUUCGUUUAUGCCAAUUCCUAUGCUGUCUUCAUGCAGAUUAUUGAUAAUUAUCAACAAUAUGGGUUCGUGGAUGCAAAGCAACCAUGUUGUGGUGGAUACUUCCCUCCUUUCGUUUGCUACAAGGGCCAAAACCAAAAUAGAAGCUCUUCUCUUUGUGAUGAUCGAUCGAAAUAUGUGUUUUGGGAUGCUUAUCACCCAACAGAAGCUGCUAAUAUCAUCAUUGCCAAAGAGCUCCUUGAUGGAGAUGAAACCAUUAGCUCUCCUAUCAACAUUCGUCAACUCUACGCCUACCGUUCUUAA